AUGGCUAUAUCAGAUGGGGGUCCAGUGUUUAUAAAGGCAAUUGAUGGGUCAAGUGAGUUCAAAGACAAACAUUAUAUUGCUGGGGUGUUGAAGGAUGUUAUAAAAGAGAUUGGACAUGAAAAAGUUGUCCAAGUCAUCACUGAUAAUGCUAAUGUGAUGAAGUCUGCCGGAGUUCUUAUUGAAGCAAAAAACACUGAAAAGAAUGAAGUUACAUAUGAGGAAUAUAGUUGGAUUACACGUAUUGCUGAUGAUGCAUCCUUCAUACGUGUUUUUAUUAUGAACCAUUCGAUGAGGUAUUACUCCAUUGAAUGGCUUUCGGAGAAUCCAAAACGCAUCUCUCCACAUCGGGAUCAUAAAAUUUCUAUGGAAAGGAGCAAGUGUUUGGAUCGAUACUUUGAAGAUGAGAAUGAAUUAAAGGUAGUGAAGUUUGAGUUUGCUGCAUUUUCAGGAGGGAGGUUUCCUUCACCAGAUGCCUUGACAGAUAGGUGGGCCUUACUCCCUUUGGUUUGGUGGCAAUACCAUGGCUCUGCAUUUCCAACUCUUCAAACCCCUGCCCUUAAACUUCUUGGACAACCUUGUUCAUCCUCAUGUACUGAGAGGAAUUGGAGCACAUACAAAUUCAUUCAUUCCUUAAAAAGAAACAAAAUGCCUCCUACAUGCGCUGAGGAUUUGGUAUAUGUGCAUUCUAAUUUUCGACUCUUGUCAAGGUGCAAUGAGGAGUACGUAAAUACAACAACAAAGAUGUUGGAUAUUGCAAGAGACUCUUGGAAUGAGAACGACAUACAUGGAGGAGCUGGAAUUCUUGAGAAUGCAGCCCUUACACUUGAUGAGCCAGAGUUGGAGGCCAUGGUUAUUGGGAAUGCUAGCACUAGUGUUACUACUAGUGAAAGUGAAGUUCGAAAUGAAGCUAUUGAUCUUGAUGAUGAUGAUGUUGCCGAUUAA
Messenger RNA from Quercus lobata, 942 nucleotides. RefSeq lists its product as uncharacterized. The coding region runs from base 1 to 942 and encodes 313 amino acids. NCBI's taxonomy places the organism in Eukaryota, Viridiplantae, Streptophyta, Magnoliopsida, Fagales, Fagaceae. The transcript is spliced from 4 exons. The record is from RefSeq and is a predicted model, not a curated record. Gene Ontology annotation, molecular function: protein dimerization activity.